CUUUUAUUCAACUCGUCUCAUUGAUACAUCAUGGUUCCUCAUGAUGCCAGACGAGUCUCAGAAGAAGACUUGGACGUCUUGAACUUGAUAGAAUACGAGCAACACUUGUCUAAGGGUAACAAACGUCGUAUCAGCAACGACAAUAGUGUUUCUUCUACAACAAGUCUCGAUAAUACUAACAAUGGUCUAUUUGGUCAAGACCUUGAAAUAAAGCCUGAAAUUGAUACAGGAGCAGUAUCCAAAUCUAUGUUCUCUUUUAAGAAGUUAUGGAAGUAUAUGGGACCAGGCUGGCUAAUGUCCAUUGCUUAUCUUGAUCCGGGAAAUCUUGAAUCUGAUUUGCAAACAGGUGCUGUAGCUGGUUGCAGUCUACUUUGGCUCUUAUUUUGGGCUCAUGUCAUAGGCCUAUUCUUUCAAUUAUUAUCAGCUCGACUAGGCACAAUCACAGGCAAACAUCUCGCUCAGCUUAUUCGACAAAGUUAUUCAAAACGCAUGACGAUUGUCUUGUGGACAUUUGCACAAUUAGCUAUCAUUGGCGCCGACAUUUUAGAAAUUGUAGGUACAGCAGUCGCCUUACACAUCCUUCUCAGACUUCCUUUAUGGGCGGGUGUACUCAUGACGGCCACAGAUACGUUCACUUUUAUGAUGAUUCAGCGAUACGGUAUACGACGUCUUGAAGCCUUCUUUAUGGUCCUUAUUACCAUGAUGGCUGCCUGCUUUUGGAUCGAGUUGUUUCAAUCCAAGCCAGAUGUCAGCAAAAUCAUUCAAGGCGUGGUGAUACCCUAUGUACCGAAAAACGCUGAAUUCCAAGCAGUGGCCAUGCUAGGUGCCAUUGUCAUGCCUCACAAUAUGUUUCUCCAUAGUGCACUUGUGAUGUCUCGGGAUUUAGGUCAACAGCCCUCCAUUCGUAAAUUGAAGGAAGCUAAUUUCUACUUUGCGAUUGAGUCCAUAUUAGCAUUAAGUGUUUCCUUUUUUGUUAAUUUGGCAAUUGUGGUUGUGUUUGCUCAAGUCUUUCACAAGUCGGAUCAGACAGGACCUAUCAAAAUCCCUGGGCUAGACGAUGCUGAUGAAGUCCUGAGUGGCACAUUAGGUUCUGCUGCUAAAUAUCUGUGGGCUGCUGGUUUGCUUGCUGCUGGGCAAAGUUCAACGAUGACAGGCACACUUGCAGGUCAAUAUGUGACAGAAGGGUUUUUUGGUAAUAUCUUUAAAAAAGAUUGGCAUCGUGUUGCAGCCACACGUAGUAUUUCUCUUAUUCCUGGUAUGUUGGUUGCUAUUUUUGCUGUAGAUCAUUUUGAUACCAUGGGCGAGUUGCUGAAUGUAUUGCAAAGGUAACAUUUAUUAAAAAAAACAAAACAAGAUUGACCACAGUCAUAGUGUGUGCUUACCCACGGUGCUUAUUCCAAUCAUCAAAAUUUCAACAUCACCUCAUGUCUUGUCAAACGAAUUUAGACCUUCCACUUUAAUGCAAAUUGCUUGUUGGACAUUGACUUUGAUUGUGAUUGCAUUCGACAUUUUAUUGUUUAUCAAGCAUGCUGUGGACCAAACAUCUGCUAUUGCUAUCAGUGUUAUUGGCACCAUUUAUAUUCUGUUUUUAGUCUAUCUUGUGUGGACACCUAUUGAGUCUUCAGAACAUACACAUGAUGGCUGGAUGAGCCUACCACAACACGAAGAAGAACAAGGCAGUGACAAUGAAACAACACCUUUUCAUGCCCAUAGCAACAACAACAACAACAACAACAACAACAGCA
Messenger RNA from Gilbertella persicaria, 1745 nucleotides. RefSeq names its product natural resistance-associated macrophage protein-domain-containing protein. Gene Ontology annotation, biological process: metal ion transport. Gene Ontology annotation, cellular component: membrane. Bases 31 to 1329 code for a protein of 432 amino acids. The transcript is spliced from 5 exons. Gene Ontology annotation, molecular function: manganese ion transmembrane transporter activity; cadmium ion transmembrane transporter activity. The record is from RefSeq and is a predicted model, not a curated record. Lineage: Eukaryota; Fungi; Mucoromycota; Mucoromycetes; Mucorales; Choanephoraceae.